Molecule: messenger RNA, 327 nt
Organism: Pyricularia pennisetigena
Lineage: Eukaryota; Fungi; Ascomycota; Sordariomycetes; Magnaporthales; Pyriculariaceae
Exons: 3
Source: RefSeq, a predicted model, not a curated record
CCCCAUCUGCUGCUCUGCAUCAUGGUCUGUGGGAAGUGCCAGAAGCUUUCCAAGGGCACCUCGUUGGCCACCCCAGCAGUCAAGAAGAAGUCAGAGAUGUAUUAUGGUUCCCCUGCUUCUUCCUCGUCCUCGAAAUCAUCAGCCACGCUGGGGCAGACUGGUGUGUCCAAGAACAAGUUACUAUCAAAGGGAGCCAAGAAUCCCUAUGCCCAGUAUUCGAGCCUGCGCAAUGUGCGGAAAGUCAAACUCCAAAUCGAAGAGCGGCUCCGCACCGGCUGUCACGGGGCAGAAGUUCUCGUCCAAAUAAGGCCAGGUGAUAGUUGGUAA